Molecule: messenger RNA, 975 nt
Organism: Juglans microcarpa x Juglans regia
Lineage: Eukaryota; Viridiplantae; Streptophyta; Magnoliopsida; Fagales; Juglandaceae
Product: peroxidase 66
Exons: 3
Coding region: 1-975 (324 amino acids)
Biological process (GO): response to oxidative stress; hydrogen peroxide catabolic process
Cellular component (GO): plant-type cell wall; plasmodesma
Molecular function (GO): peroxidase activity; heme binding
Source: RefSeq, a predicted model, not a curated record
AUGGCUGUCGUUUUUGCACCAAAAGCUCAGUCUUUUACACAAACUUUCCUUCUCUUUCUAAUGGUUUCAUUGUCAAGAGCGGGGCUUGAUGCUCAUUAUUAUGGCCAAACAUGUCCGCAAGCUGAGAAGAUAAUUUUAGGGGCAGUUUAUAACGCAUCCAUGCAUGAUCCUAAAGUUCCAGCUCGAAUCCUGAGGAUGUUCUUCCAUGACUGUUUCAUAAGGGGAUGUGAUGCCUCUGUGUUGCUGGACUCGACUUCCGGCAACCAAGCAGAGAAAGACGGCCCUCCGAAUAUCUCUCUUCGUUCAUUUUACGUGAUCGAUGAUGCCAAAACUAAGCUUGAAAUGGCAUGUCCGCAUACAGUUUCUUGCGCUGAUAUAGUUGCCAUUGCAGCAAGAGAUGCUGUAACCAUGACGGGGGGGCCGUAUUGGAACGUACUGAAAGGUAGGAAAGAUGGAAGGGUGUCAAAAGCAGCAGAAACCAUCAAUUUACCAGCUCCAACCUUCAACGUAACCCAACUCAUUCAAAGCUUUGCCAGGAGAGGUUUAGGUGUCAAUGAUAUGGUUGCUCUUUCCGGUGCUCACAGCCUUGGCUUUUCACACUGUUCUUCUUUCCAAGCCCGGCUGCAUAACUUUAGUUCAGUGCAUGGGACCGAUCCCAGUAUGAAUGAUGAGUUUGCGGAAAAUCUGAGAAAGAAAUGCCCAAAACCAAACAAGGAUCGCAACGCGGGAGAGUUCUUGGAUUCGACCUCGUCAACUCUUGAUAACGAAUAUUACAAAAGGAUAAUGGCAGGAAAGGGCGUGUUGGGAUCGGAUCAAGCACUGGUUGGCGAUUACAGGAGUAGGUGGAUUGUUGAAGCAUUUGCCAAAGAUCAAAGUCUCUUCUUUAGGGAGUUUGCGGCUUCGAUGAUGAAGCUGGGGAACGUUGGAGUGAUUGAGAACGGCGAAGUGAGACUGAAAUGUGGAGUGGUAAAUUGA